Momordica charantia (bitter melon) is the source of this 2113-nucleotide messenger RNA. RefSeq names its product calcium ion-binding protein. NCBI's taxonomy places the organism in Eukaryota, Viridiplantae, Streptophyta, Magnoliopsida, Cucurbitales, Cucurbitaceae. Gene Ontology annotation, cellular component: Golgi apparatus. The record is from RefSeq and is a predicted model, not a curated record.
UCCGCCUUUUCUCUCGCCGACUACUCGGUCACUCUUGACUUUUUUUGGGCUUCGUAAAAUCUAGCACUUCCCCUGCUGCUCACUGUUCGCAUCUCACUCAAUGGAGGGAGAAACAAGCUAGAUGGAGUUCAAUUGCUCGAGUCGUCUUCUUGAUUGAGUCAGGGUGUUUUGUCAGUUCUUUGAUAGUUGUAGAUUUGGAAGUUGAUGGUUGGAAAGAUGUUGGGUCGUUCUUCUCUUCACCGAACUGGAAGCUUUAGACCGGAGAAUCUGGGUCAGAAUGCGCUUGCCCUGAUUGGGAACCUUUGUUUUACUCUGUUUGUGGUUGGGGUUUUGAUUUUUACAAUUAUUGCCGCCACAUACGAACCUGAGGACCCUCUUUUUCACCCAUCGACCAAGAUCACUACCUUCUUGACAUCCAACUCCAAUGCCACUUUUAAAACUGAUAGCACUGUUAUGAAGACUGGGGAGGAUUUCAUGGCUGCCAACCAAACUGCAUUUGCAACCUUCCUCAAUGAAACUGAUAUUGUCAAAAUCAUCGAUGCUGAAAACUCCGCCUUGGGUGCUUCUAACGAAGCAGCCUCGCCUGAGUGCAAUGGCAAUGUGGAUGACCCCAUCGAUUGCCGCGACCCCGAGGUUUUCCAUUUGAUGAUGGAGCACACGAUCGAACUGUUCAAGGACAUUCAUUUUUAUCGAUUUGGGAAACCAGUUCGUGGGUCUAAUGACAGCACCUGUGAUAUGGCGUGGCGGUUCCGGCCCAAGGAAGGCAAGAUUGCUGCUUUUUACAAAGACUAUAGAAGGUUUGUGAUUACUAGAUCUGCGAAUUGCACUCUAAGUAUCAUUAGCAUAGGUGACUACCAUACUGGUGUGAAUGCAAGGAAGAGGAAAAAGAAUCCAAAACAUAAUUUUGAGAAGAAAAUGGAGCAGCUAGAGCAAGCGGUCGCUUUGCCUGUUGUUGGGGAGGCUGUGAAUGAUUCCCUCCCCAUGGUCGAGUCGGAAGGCUCAUUUAGUCAUGGGAAGUACUUGGUUUAUGAGAUGGCUGGAGAUAAAUGCAAGAGCAUGAACCAUUAUUUGUGGAGUUUCCUGUGUGCUUUAGGUGAAGCUCAGUAUUUGAACCGCACAUUAGUUAUGGAUUUGAAAAUUUGUCUGUCAUCUAUAUAUACUUCAUCAAAUCAAGAUGAAGAUGGAAAAGAUUUCAGGUUUUAUUUUGAUUUCGAGCAUCUGAAAGAAUCUGCAUCCAUCUUGGACCAGGGUCAGUUUUGGUCUGAUUGGGAGAAAUGGCAAAAGAAAGACCGUUUAGGCCUUCAUCUUGUUGAGGACUUCCGGAUCACACCAAUGAAACUUAAAGAUGUGGAAGAUGCCUUGAUAUUGAGAAAGUUUGGGUCUGCAGAGCCAGAUAAUUAUUGGUAUAGGGUCUGUGAAGGAGAAACCGAAUCUGUAGUUAAGCGACCAUGGAAUUUGAUAUGGAAAUCAAGACGUAUGAUGGAAAUUGUAUCUUCCAUUGCAUCAAGAUUAAAUUGGGAUUACGACUCAGUUCACAUAGUGAGAGGCGAGAAAGCAAAGAACCAGGAGCUCUGGCCAAAUCUUGCUGCUGAUACUUCACCUGAUACACUUCUCUCAACAUUGCAAGACAAGAUUGAAAGCGGAAGAAACCUUUACAUUGCUACAAAUGAACCAAACACGGCUUUCUUCGACCCCUUGAAAGAUAAAUACUCUACACAUUUUCUCGACGAAUACAAGGAUCUUUGGGACAAAGGCAGUGAAUGGUACACUGAAACAAUGGAACUCAACAAUGGGGUUCCAGUGGAAUUUGAUGGAUAUAUGAGAGUAUCAGUUGACACCGAAGUGUUUUUAAGAGGGAAAAAGCAGCUUGAAACAUUCAACGACCUCACGAACGAUUGCAAGGAUGGAAUCAAUACCUGCAGCGUUGCAUCCAAUUAGUCAUUCGCCAUUUAUUUCUGGAAUUGUGCUGAAUCAGAGGUCUUAUUUCUGUUGCUUUGAGAACCGAUUGAUAGAUUAAGAAAUGACUUAGCUUAAUAAUGAGUUUUGUACUUGCAUUAGUAACUAUCCUUUAGUCGGACUAAUGUUUCAGUUGUUGAGCUUCUGUGUUUGCUGA